Gigantopelta aegis is the source of this 2190-nucleotide messenger RNA. RefSeq lists its product as uncharacterized. The transcript has 7 exons. The record is from RefSeq and is a predicted model, not a curated record. Bases 198 to 1322 code for a protein of 374 amino acids. NCBI's taxonomy places the organism in Eukaryota, Metazoa, Mollusca, Gastropoda, Neomphalida, Peltospiridae.
GUGUUUUUGCAUGUUGAAAUUAUACAUUGACAGAUGUAUAAUUAAACUUAUUAACUUUUGCUGUUCAUCUUGCCCUUAUUUAAUGAAAUGCCCUAUUUACGACAUAAAGGCAGUACAAGAAGCACGUUAAAGAUAGAAGUUGAUUAAAAACUGAUCUAACCCGAACCGAAAACGUCAAACGGAACUGAUGCUAAAAAAUGUCGAGAACGUCAUAUCCAUCUGUCCUAAGAGUCCGGACCCGCAGUUACGGAAGAAAGAUUCUUACGCCGACGGCUAACAGACUGGGUGAGAUACAAGAAGACUCGACAUCGAAUAUCAGCCUCAAUGUGGACACGUCUGUGUGCUCGACACCAGUACAGAGGGGACUGCUGCGACUACGGGAGAAGCUGGAAGAUCAGUAUUCCCAGGUGGAGGUGGAAGACAACACAAGUCCCACACUCGCCACGCUCAGAAUGACACCAGGUCGUAAACUGAAAGACAAGCAGCAGAUCCUAAUUGACAAGCACAGCCGUCUGAAGCGGAACUUGAACAACCUGAAUGUGGGCGGCGGUGUGUCACUCUGGCCCGCCAUGGAUAGGAUGAGAAUCAAUCGAAGGGAGAUAAUUCAGCUGGCGUUAUCUGCAGCAGCCCUGUUUAUUGGGGUCGUUGUUUUGUUCUUCAAGAUGCAUGGUUCUACUCUGACAUCGCUUUGCCAGUUCACACAUCGCCUGACAACAUUCUGGACACAGAAUCCUGUUCACAUAUCGGGAAGUUACGAGAUGUUCACAAAGUCCUUACUGACCUGGCACUCAUCCUACAGAACUUUACUGUCUGAAAUCCACCAUACGUUUGACGUGACUCGCUCCUCUCGUCUCUACCAUUCCUUCCUCAUAUGUUACCUCACUGGUCUGAGUGUCCUCGUCUACUUCCUGGCAGACAACAUAUUCUCCAAGAGCAGGCUAUCUCCUCAUAGGAUCAAGGCAUGGGUGUGUUUGUUAACAGUGAUUGGGACGUGGACUCUUCUGAUGACCUACUUCCUGGUUCUAGCUCACAGACUGGAGUACGCCGUAGAAGACAAUGUCCAUCACCUGUUUGAAAUACUGGCCGAUCUAGUGGGCUCGGACUAUAACCUCCAUCAGUUCGACAUGAUUCUCAAGUACUGGCGGAUUCGCUGUCUGCCCCCGACCACAAGUGGAAUCUUGACCAUCCUAGGACUCCUGCCAGUGAGGAGUGUCACGUACUACUUACAGUACUACAGUCUUCCUGUGAUUACCAUCCUCAUCACGCCCAUUUUCAAACUCGUGUCUGCUCUCUAUCAGGUGUAUGGGAUACCAUCAGUUUGAUGGCAAGGACAAGUUUUGUUUUUUAUUUUCCAUGGCAGUUUCUGUGAUUUAAAAAACCCAAAACGUUUGAGUAUACGUGAAGUUAAUUUCCAGAAUGCAGUACAUCCAUUAGUGAUGUUCCAUUAAUCGGUUAUAAUCGAAAAUAGAUCGGUUUGACUCUACCGGUUUGAUCAUUGAUUAUAAUAAUCCAUUAUUGAUGGUGUGAGAAAUUAAUUUGUUAUUUAAAGGUAAAAUUGGCCAUUUGUAAGGUGCACAUGACAACAGCUGCAUGGUCGUUAAAAUUCAAAUCCUCCUUAUGUUUGUAUAAUUCUAACCGAUUAUGUAAUCAAAAGUUGAUUGGUUGGUGUCAACUGAUUAUAAUCAAUGAUCGAUUUUAAAGUUCCAACCGAUUCCAAUUGUUAAUAUCCAUUUGCGUUCUUAUGAGAAAAUCAUAAUCUUUCUGCAACUUAACAUGGUGUAUAUUGGACAAAGAACAGUUUUAAGAUCCUGGCUAGGGAUUUUUGAAGCUAUCUUAGUGCUAAGUGAAAGUAAGGUUCCCAAAUGCAUUUGCACACCUUUGAUGUGAAGGACUGUUAAGUGCACUGUAGAAAAUAUUAUUUUCACUGUAGUGACAUCAUUUAUUAAAAUGAUGUGAUAUUUCAGUUACACAGUUAACACCAAUUGUUCAGUGAUCUUCUGGUAUGGUGUGGGGUUUGUUUUAUUGGGGUUUUUUUAUAUUUCGAGAAAUUAAGGUAAAAUAACGAAAGUUAUAUAAUAAAUGGGCCAACGGAUAAUAUAUAAAAUGUUUUCUAUAUACAAUGUACAUUCCUAUAUGUAUUUAUGUAAUACUAUGUAUUUAUCUGUCUGUCUCUCUGUGUCUCUCUGUCUC